AUGUCUGUUGUUUCAGGUUAUGGGGACAUCUAUCCCGUCACCCUGCCUGGUAAGGUGGCUUGUGUCUUCUACGCCAUGGUGGGCAUCCCUCUUAUGCUUCUGGUCAUCCUCGAUGUUGGAGACUUCCUCGCUAUGGGGAUGUCUACAGCCUACAUCCGUGCUCACACCCUGUCCAAAAACCUCUUCUCCCGCACCUGGUCCCCAUGGAGGACUGAGCAGAGAGACUCGAGGCGCCAGGUCCUGGAGGAUGGCACUUUUGUCUUCAGCCAUGACGUUGUGAUCCGCGAGCCCCUCGACAUCCGACAGGUGCUCCGCAGCCAGGCGGAUGUGCGGCACAAGUCCAUCCAGCUUCAAAACAACAAAGAGAUUUUUGAAAAGAUUCUUGCCAGAGAGAAUUUGCUGAGGGAGGGUCCACUGCUCAGGACGCUGUCCUGCCCAGAACUUGAUCGUCUGUCACCACCACCCAAAGGAUUUGCCAUGUGGGAUUUCACAGGAUUAGGAGAUGAAAUGGAAACACUGAAUGUCCCCUUUGUGCUCAUUCUUUUCAUCGUCUUUGCCUACAUUUGCUUUGGGGGCUUGAUUCUGCCCAUAUGGGAAACUGAUUUUAAAAACUUUGAUUCCUAUUACUUUUGCUUCAUCACCCUCACUACCAUUGGUUUUGGUGAUAUUAUGCCCAAACACCCCAACUUCUUCAUGCUCACCUCGCUGUUCAUCAUUGUCGGCAUGGCUAUCAUGCCCAUGGCUUUUAAACUGAGCCAAACACGAAUUGUAAGCUGUUACCGCCAAUGUGUCAAGUUCAUCAGCAGAGGAAAUGUGGAAACCUUUCGGAACAGCAAGAAGGAGUAGGCCACCGAGAGUCUCUGCCUCACUCUCGGUUCUGAAACAGGCCCAUAUCAGGAGCCAGUAGGAGUUGCAUGCCUUUUCCUUACAAGCAUGAGUAAAGGAAAAAGUUGCAUGUGCCCUUCACGAUUGCUGAAGGAGGUUUACAUUUUCACAGCUGUAGUAAUGAUGCUAAACGUUUGUUUCUACAUAGAGACGGUGAAUCACCAGGAGUUUUCCGUGUUGUUGUGGUGGCCUUAUACAUCAAUUAGCUACACAUAAGUUAUUAAUGUGAUUGGGAUUUAGGGAAUUGGACUGGAGACUGGCUAAGCCACUCCAUGACCUUAAUCUGCUUCUUCUGCAGCCAUACCUUUGUUGCCUUAGUGGUAUGUUUCAGGUCAUUGUCCUGCUGGACGACCCACCGUCUUCAGUGUUCUGGCUGAGGGAACAGAGAUGCACGUCAAACAUAUAGAAAGAAGAAUCACAACAACAGUUGUCAGCUUCUCACCUGCCUUACACAGGUCUACAGUCUUGUCCGGAGGUCUUUUGGCAGAACCUCUUGCCCUUGUUGUU
This is a messenger RNA of Neolamprologus brichardi, 1392 nucleotides long. NCBI's taxonomy places the organism in Eukaryota, Metazoa, Chordata, Actinopteri, Cichliformes, Cichlidae. The record is from RefSeq and is a predicted model, not a curated record.